Gigantopelta aegis is the source of this 2607-nucleotide messenger RNA. RefSeq names its product tetraspanin-36-like. NCBI's taxonomy places the organism in Eukaryota, Metazoa, Mollusca, Gastropoda, Neomphalida, Peltospiridae. The transcript has 7 exons. Bases 134 to 901 code for a protein of 255 amino acids. The record is from RefSeq and is a predicted model, not a curated record. Gene Ontology annotation, cellular component: membrane.
CUUGACCCGGAAGUGUAUGUAAUAAAGAUCCAUAAUUGUUUGGCGAUAUCAUAUUUUGGUCAAAUGAUGUGUCAGACUGCGUAAUUUUUUGCUGUUUUUCAGGAUUUGUCGGGUCUGAUUUAAACACGUCAAUAUGACUAGUGCGUGCGCUGUCUCUUCAAAAAUCUUUUUGCUUGUUGUCAGUUUAUUGUUUUGGGCUGCAGCUGUUGGCCUCUGCUUCGUAGGAUCAUGGGUCUACUCGACGUACAGCCACUUCGAGGAGCUGACGGACGCCUCACUGACACUGCUGCCUGCAAGCAUCAUGAUCGCUGUCGGCAUCUUCAUGUUCAUCAUCGGCCUCCUCGGCUGCGUGGCCGCCUGCAAGGAAAACAAAUGCCUCUUGGCCACGUUCUUCUCACUGAUUCUGAUUGUCUUUUUGGGUGAGGUAAUUGGAGGAGUCAUGGGAUAUGUGUACAGAGAUGAUGUGCGGCAGACUGUGUCUGAUGACCUGUGGGGUGCGGUGAACCGCUACAACGAAUCCACCUACCAACACCAAGUCGACUACGUGCAAGAGCAGCUCCAUUGCUGUGGUGUUAACAAUGCUAGUGAUUGGCUGGACUCGAAGGUGUGGUCUGGGGGUCACCCCAACUCGGUCCCGAAGAGUUGCUGCAUCAACCAAACGAACCUAACGAUCUGUGACAACCAACUCAACUCGACCAACCAUGACAUCUACACCGAGGGUUGCCUGGACUCUCUGAAGGACAAAUUUCUCAAGAACCUGAUUUACAUAGCUAGUGUGUCCAUCUCAUUUGCUGUUAUACAGAUUCUUGGCCUGUUGAGUGUCUGUGUGUUGCUGUGUCGUUCGCGAGAAGUGCGGUAUGAGACCCUGACCAACGCCCAGCGAGAUGGACUCCGGGUGUGAACCAACAAGCAGACAGCAUGCAACACAACACAACAGUGAAGUCAGCCAAACACACGUAGUUAAUUGGGCUUACUCCCAUUUGGUCGAAUUCCCAAUUGGUCGAACUGCUAAAACAACAGUAGAUAUGGUUCAAUCGUCUUAUUGACAUGCAUGUUGUUACCUUAGUCAUUAUAAUGAACUGUUCCAGAUUAUUUGAAAACCGAUUAUUAUUGAUAGAUGGUAUAGAUAUCGCUUAACGCAUAAAGUAUGCAAAUAUGACAACUAUCGAAAUAAUCCAUGUAUUGAAUGUAGUGAAUGUCUGUAAUUAAUUAAAAAGGUCUCCAUCUAAAAAUGUUUAUUUCACAAAAAGCAAAAAGAAUUCAACAUUUUAAAAUAUUCAUAUUUAUUCACAAGAGGUCAUGGAAAAACUAUGAAAAACUGGAGAAAAUAUGUUCAUGUACGGCAGCCCGUUUAUGUACAUUGGUAAAUAAACCAUUGUCCGUCUAUAAUAAAAAAUUGUACUAACACGAAGAGGUCAUGUUCAUUUUACAUUCACAGGUAAUCAGGUAGUGGUUAUAUAACAGACGAGUACUUAUUUUUCGACUAAUUGGCCUUUCGACCAAUUGGGAAUUUGACCAAAUGGGACGACACCGUUAGUUUUAUGUCAGUAAUUACCUCACCAAAUUCAACACUGAGUGUUAGUACUUACCCUGCAACUUUAGAAUUGUCUGUACUGAAUUGAGCCAUUAUUACAGUGAUUGUAGAUGUGUUAUGUUACAAAUGUAUUGAAUCGGAUGUUAUAUUGAUGUAUUUGGGUUUAAAAGGUAAAUACUGUGUAUUAUGAUGCAUCCCACCUGUCUGGAUAUCUAAGAAUCGUUGCUGUGAAAGUAUUUUGACAGGAGGAAACUCCAAUCUUCUGGCUUCGACUAGUUCUCUAUCUGUAUUUGUGAAAAAGUCUUAUUGACAGGAGGAAACUUCGACUAGUUCACUAUCUGUAUUUGUGAAAAAGUCUUAUUGACAGGAGGAAACUUCAACUAGUUCUCUAUCUGUAUUUGUAAAAAAGUCUUAUUGACAGGAGAAAACUUUGACUAGUUCUCGAUCUGUAUUGGUGAAAAAGUCUUAUUGACAGGAGGAAACUUUGACUAGUUCUCUAUCUGUAUUUGUAAAAAAGUCUUAUUGACAGGAGAAAACUUUGACUAGUUCUCGAUCUGUAUUGGUGAAAAAGUCUUAUUGACAGGAGGAAACUUUGACUAGUUCUCGAUCUGUAUUGGUGAAAAAGUCUUAUUGACAGGAGAAAACUUUGACUAGUUCUCGAUCUGUAUUGGUGAAAAAGUCUUAUUGACAGGAGGAAACUUUGACUAGUUCUCGAUCUGUAUUGGUGAAAAAGUCUUAUUGACAGGAGGAAACUUUGACUAGUUCUCGAUCUGUAUUGGUGAAAAAGGAAGGGCCUAAUAUUACUUUGUAACGUUUAUUACACUGAGGUUACAAAGAUUCUACAGGGCAUAAACUAAUAAAUAGAGAAUAUUUCAUGUUUUUUGACAAAUGCGAUUUAUAUUUAUCUCAUGAAGUUUACAUUCAUAUCUCACAAGUCGCAACGAGUGGGAUAUGAUUGCAAACUUCACAAGAUGAGAUAUAAAUCAUAUUUGACAAAAAACAUGAAAUUUUCUAUUUAUUAUAUAACUUUUAGCAAUUUACCUUUAUUUUUAAAAUGCCAGCAGCAAAAUAGU